Molecule: messenger RNA, 3684 nt
Organism: Schistocerca gregaria
Lineage: Eukaryota; Metazoa; Arthropoda; Insecta; Orthoptera; Acrididae
Exons: 3
Coding region: 1-1794 (597 amino acids)
Source: RefSeq, a predicted model, not a curated record
AUGGAUCAGCCAUAUGGAACGUGUGAAAGACAUGCUGAACAUAAAAUUAAGAGGUUGGGUACAGGACAUGCAAUCCUUCAGCAAGCAGACAGGCAGCCACUGCUGAGUCAUCGCUUACUGGACUAUCAAGAGCCGCAGCUCUCUUUUCAUGACGACUUUAGUGAGGUGUGUGAGGACGAACAUCCAGAGGCGUCACAAAUGUUCCAUCUCGCCGAUGCACUGUACGCCUUCUACCGUGUGAGCUGGUUCCUACUACCAGUAUUCACAAGUUUUCAUAAUGCAACCACUGUAGAUGAGGAGUGGCAGCUGGAGGACAGAAGCAACGCUACGCUCUACGUGGAUACUGGCUGCAUGCAACUGCUGGCCAACGCCCUGGACCAUCCCACGUGUCCACUGGAAGAUCUGCCUCCAGAGGCCAUCGAGCAGCGUGAGCGGUGCCGCGUGCAGCUGUGGAGCGACAUGGUUCAGAGGUCGCCCUACUUACCCGUCACCAGCUACCUGGCCUACACGCAGAGGGCAAACGUCAAGCUCUGUCUACUGGCCUGGAUGACUGCCAACUCGCGCGGCAUUUGUCAGGACGUCCUCUUUAGUAUGAUACAGUCAGUGCACGAUGCUCGCUGCUACUUCGAUAGUCCUGAUUACCUAUCGUGUCUGCAGUCGAACGAUACAGAUGCCAUCUGUUCCGUUUCCAGAGCUACUCUGUUGCUAAAGUGUCGCGAUUUUUCAUUCCUUCAGCCACCGAACAUAUGUACUGUCGAUCUUUACAAAAAUGGAUCAUACUCAGCUAUAUCCAAAGGAAAGUGGACAGUAGAGACCGACAAAUGGUUUGGAAAGGCAACAGAAAGAACACGGAGAUAUAAAGACAGUUUAAAUAGCGCAACUUUUAAAUACAAGGAUUUUAGAAUCGACAGCUUAAAACCUUUAGAAAUUUCAUUUAUAGCGGUAAAUAUUCUUUUUCGCUUUUCAACUGCUGGAAUAUAUAUGUACCUUCCCCCUUUACGUAAUUUGCCUGGAAAGAUAUUAUUGUGCUUUCAGAUCACUGGUAUAAUCCAGAUCCUGUGUUCUGAGAUCGUGUACCGUAUGGCAGGUGCCCUCAACUUGAGCACUGUGGUGUUGUUAGAUAGCGCCCUCACACUUCUCAGCUGCAUCUGGCUAAACUCAUUCUGCUACCAAAUGUACGCAUGCAUUCGUCAUCUGAGGCUCCCUAACGACCUACUACCUGCUGAAGCAAGAAAAGUACUCCGUCGUCAGGUGCUGUUUGCCCUAAUACCCUGGAGUGCAGUAUGUGCAGCAUGUGCUGUUUUGGAAAAAACGAGCAAAUAUUAUUUGUUCCACAGUCGAAUACUAUUGAUGGUGGGAAUUUUAGCCUCAGUAGCUUUCAACUUGGUUUGUCUUGGACUAGUGGGCUUCAUGUACCUACGUACUGCGAAAUCCAUGACUCAGCUCAGGAUUUACAGUAACAAUAAAUUCGUCUCAAAGAAAGAAAUUGUUUUUAUGACAGUUAAAACUGUCUUCUUAAGUGGAGUAGGUGUAAUUAUUAGAAUUGGGCUCCACCAAGCACAAGGUAUUGCACAGUUUGUGUACUACGUGCAUUUAGCUACGAUGUUGCAGGGACCACUGCUGUUCGUUUUCUUCAUUUGCAAAGGAACAACACUACCUGCGCUCAUGAACAGCGUGCUGUCGUGGUGGAGACCGGACGUCAUGAGGCCAGACCAGGAGCUGUGCUCGGCGGCCGAGAGGAACCUGGAGAGGAAGGGACGUGAACGGUCUCCGGCUGCAGAGUCCUCGCUGUAGAGUCUUCGAGUUUUCUUCUCGAACGACUGUCUUCCUACAAGACUGUACUAACUCCUAUUUGUACACGAUAGCCUCUGUCUACGUACUUUAAUUCACUGUGAGUAUUUACUAAAACUGAAUCUCCGGUGAAAAUAAUAGUAAAGUUCCUGCCCUACUUUUUCUGUCCGGUCACGCAAUGAAAUAUUAACACAGAGUCAAAAUUUAAUCAAGGAGAUUUAAUGGUAUGUUUAUAUGUGUUGCCUCAGUUCUUUCAGAGAAGUUCGAAAUGGCAGACACCACCAGUAUAAAUAUGUACCUACACCGCUACAGCGAAAUAUUAUCUUGUGUACAGAUGCAUUCACUUGUAUGAACUCUUGCAGCUCUAAAAUAAAUAGCUCAGGGCAAGCAGGUAUAAUAGACGGAGAACAUUACAUUGCACUUAGUACCGAGUAGGAAUCUGGGCUCGGUGGCAAGUGUCACCAGAGUUCCGAUACGGCUUGAGUGGUUCCAGCUCACACGCCGAGUGAGCAGGUUGUCUUACUUCCACCUGCACCAUAGCGCCACGUGUGUCGAACCUGUUUUCACUCAGUCUUGUGUGUGUGCUUGUAUGUGUGUGUAUCGGAGGGCGUAGCAUCGGUUUGCCUGAUGGCACUCGCUGUUGGUUUGUUCCCUGCCCGCACCACGAUGUCUGUCAACUCUCCCUCGAACAUUCCUCGUCAAGGUGAAAUUCUUUUCAGUUUUGACAGAAGUACGAGUCAUGUUCAGCCAGGCUCUUUAGAAAUUCACGAUUGAUUGGCUGAUAUGAUUCAUGUUAUAUCUGAUCAGGUAGAUACUGCUUAUUUUUACGCUGUUUCGUAUGCAUUUUCUUGCGAAGUUCCAUGACUCCUUGCAACUACAGUGGCUUCUCACUAGGCUUGGUUCUCAGGUGAUCUUUACUCUCCGUGAUGACUCCAUUAGCCCAGUCUUUUCUGAAUAUGAGACGUUCGAGUAUAUUCCGGUCAGAGUUUGAAGUUAGCCCUGUCCAUUCUCGUCUCUCCUAGAAGGUGGUGGCGGAGGGUGAUUCUUCCCGUAGUGGUGCUUUGAAUUCUGACGAUCUUGUCCUUAGAGGGAUGGCUUGCUUGUUUAUUUUGAUGUUGGAACGCGUGGUGUAUCUGCGUCGUCUCCUCCAUCUGUAGAGGCGUCUGUUCCAGAGGGUUCCGGUGAAUUAACGGAGACGUCGUCUGCUAUUCUACCUGUAGUGCUGUACUACCCCUUCCUCAUUCUGAUAUGGUGGAGCAAGAUGUUACUAUGGAUUUUGUCCUGGGUAAUCAGAAGACGCAGAGGUAAUCGGUUGAUGAAAGUUUUGGCGCAAAGAGCAUUUACGAGUAAAAUUUACAGGUUGGAAUCGGAGAAUUCAAUUUUGCAGUUUUCCCCACCAAAUUCUACAUAAAUACAACGAAAACAAAAUGUCAAUCAAACCUGAACUAUUUAUGAACGUAGCAAACUAUAGUAAAGGACAUUUCAAGUUCAUUACAAAGAUACAAAACAUUUUAAAUUUAUUCAAAUUCAAUAACAUGAAUUCGACGUUUUUCAUUUUUUUACCAUCAUAAAUAAAUUGUAAUCCUACAAUUGUGUCUAAUUUAUCAGCUUCAUUUGUAAAGGUUGAAGUAUAUCGAUCUGGAAGAGUAAUUUUAUAUUUAUCAUCUGAAAGUAAUAAAACUUUAUUACUAAAUUUAGUUGGAAAACUUCAGGAUUUGAAAUAACAUAAGAUUUAUGUUUUUUCAAUUCUCAUAGUUUAGUGAACACUUCUGAGCAACCAUUACUGUAUGUGUUAAGUUCAUUUAAUAGAUUUUCAAUGCUUCGAUACAUGGAAAUUUUUGUAUAUACGGAAAAAAUUUUAAGAAUAAAAAAUUAAAUUGUGUUUUUAGUUUC